UGUGCUCAGGAUGCGGCGCGGCUCUGUCCGCCUCCAGCUGAUGAGCGUAUUGGCAGCUGCAUCAUUCCGGCCUGCUGGGUUAUCGGGAUUUGCCUCCUGCCCGGGAUCGAGGCUGGACGCGCCUGCAGGAUCUCUGCGUGUUUGUUUCUGAUCGAAUGCUGUUGGACUAAUUGUUAUUGACAGACUUGUGCGACACUUUUUUUCCCCUUUUGUUACAUCUAUAUCUACAUUUAUUAUUUUAUUUUAUUAUUUUUGGCCCCACCCCCCAGGGCGAGGGGAACUCUGUAGAGGGGGAUGUUCUCGUCUUCAUCCAGACACUCUUUGCUGUCACCCUGGACGUCCAUGGAGCAGUCGGACUCCGAAGCGCUGGACAUCAGCACCAAGGUGCAGCUGCACGGCGUGCUGUGGAAGAGACCCUUCGGACGGCCGUCGGCCAAGUGGUCCCGCAGAUUCUUCAUCAUCAAAGACAGCUUCUUGCUCUACUACGCAGAGAGCGAGAAGAGGAGCUUCGAGAGCAACAGGUACUUCAACAUCCAUCCCAAGGGAGUCAUUCCUCUGGGAGGAUGCGUGGUGUCGACCAACGAGGACAUGGGGAUGCCCUUCGCCAUUGUGGUCAACCUUGAAGAUUUUACAGGUACCGUCGUCCUGGCUGCUGAGUCUGAGGAGGAGCAGGUCCAGUGGAUAGAGAUGCUCCAGGAAUCAGGGAAAGUCACGUGGAAGAACUCGCAACUCGGGGAGGCCAUGAUCGAGAGCCUGGAGGCCCAGGGGCUGCAGCUGGCCAAGGAGAAACAAGAAUACCUGGAUAAACUUAUGGAGGAGACAGAGGAGUUAAGUCACCAAAGAGCACAGAAGGAGGAGCUGGAGCGUCUCAACCAGGUCCUGGAAGAGGAGAAGAGGAAGUUUGAGGAGGUGGUUCUGGAGCUGAAGGCGGAGCAGGAGCAGAUCAAACUGGACCUCGAUGACACAACUCAGUCCCUGAGAAGUGUUGACCGGGAAAAAGAAGAGCUGAGUUGCUUAACAGAUACGCUUCAGAAGUCCAUAGAGGAGCUCUCCCAAGAGAAACAGCGGAGACUUCUGAUGCUGGGGGUGAAAGGUCAGGAGGAGAAGGAGGCGGACCGAAAGAGUUCGGGGUCAGCGUGCGAGGACCCCGUGGACGGGGAGGCCAGCCGAGACCCGGAGGUGCUGCAGGACCUGCGGCACAUCGAGGAGCAGAUGAAGAUCCUGCUGAAGGAGAAGGAGCAGGCCGACGAGAAGCUGAAUGACAACGAGCAGCGCUCCAAGCUGCUGCAGCAGGAGAAGGAGUACUUCUCCACCCAGGCCCAGACGCUGCAGCAGUCGCUCUCUCAGCUCACGGUGGACAAGCAGCAGACCGAGGCCGAGCUCAAGGCGGAGAUCCAGUCGCGCAUGGAGCUGGAGCAGAGGCUGAAGCAGGCGGAGGAGGCCCUGCAGGACCUGGAGAAGGGCCUGAACUCGGUGGAGCGGACCAAGGAGAGAGACGAGAAGAUGAAGGGGGACGUGACGCAGCUGAGAAAGUUCUUCGAGGAGUGCAUCUGUGCAGCGGAGAUCGAGGCGAAGCUGCCGGCCAUCAUGAAGAACGCCGUUUACCUGCACAAAGCCGCCGCGCGCAGGAUCAAGAGCUGCCGCGUCCAGAGGAGAGCCUCCAGACGCCACUGGUUGAAACACUCCAAGUCGUUUGCUUUGGCCGGUUCGGACGACGGCAUGGAGGAACUGCGGGCGACGGCGCGGCGGCUGACCUCUGACAGCAGCUUCAGGGAGAGCGUGUACAAGAUCGUCGUUCGCAAGGAGGCCGCAAACACCACGAUAGACUGAGCGGAUAGAAGAAGAAGAAGAAAAAGAAACAAAAACAAAUCAGAAAUGAUCCUUUAGCUUUAAUUCCGUCAGCACAGAAAUCUGGAAAAGAUCCUGAUCCCAAACCUUAACGUACACACACACUCACUCACACACACACCUGUUCACCGACGGUUCCAAGUCACUGCAAUAAUAAAAGGAAUCUGACAAGAUGAAUUAAAUAAAUUUUAGUC
Messenger RNA from Xiphophorus maculatus (southern platyfish), 2042 nucleotides. It is a transcript of the gene plekhd1, whose product is annotated as pleckstrin homology and coiled-coil domain containing D1. The transcript has 13 exons. The coding region runs from base 295 to 1830 and encodes 511 amino acids. Lineage: Eukaryota; Metazoa; Chordata; Actinopteri; Cyprinodontiformes; Poeciliidae. The record is from RefSeq and is a predicted model, not a curated record.